ACGAGCUCCAAGCCUCAGAGCUAGAGCGGUCAGCUCUAAUUAUCAGGUGUUUUGAGCAGUUCCUGUCCCGACUGCACAGCAACAGGCCUCUCCAUCUGAAGUGCAGCCAGAGAAGGAGAAGAAGAACUCUUGUGGCUCUGUCAAGCGUGGAGGCCAGAGAGAGGGGGAGAGAAACAUGGACACGUGCGCCUGCGCUUUGGAGCUGCUGGGGAUGCUGGUCUACGUUGGAGCAUGGCUGUGCGCUUUAACCACCACUAUCUUACCGCAGUGGCUGACCAUGAGCACUGCGCUGCUGCCUGUGGAGAGCUACGAGCUGGGCCUGUGGGAGACCUGCGUGGUCCAGGACGUUGGAGGGAUGGAGUGUAGGGCUUAUGACAGCCUGCUGGGCCUUUCCACAGACCUCAAGCUGGCCCGCAUCCUCAUGUGUGCUGCCCUCGCUGUGGGCAUGCUGGGAAUUCUCGUGGGAAUACCUGGACUUGACUUGGUCCACAGCUGUAAAGAGGACAGCGGUCAACAAACCAAGAGGAUUUUAAUCAUCACGGGAGGGGUGCUCGGGAUGGUUUCUGGGGUUCUGUGUCUGAUUCCCGUGUCCUAUAUGGCACAUAUAGCAGUGAUGCAUUUCUUUGAUGACAAAGUGCCUGACGUGGUGCCUCGGUGGGAGUUUGGAGACGCUUUGUACUGCGGCUGGGCAGCAGGAUUUCUCCUCAUAGUUGCCGGCUUGAUCUUGAUCACCUCCUCCUCGUGCUCUCAGGUGGAGCCUCAGCCUGUGCUGCAGCGGCGGUACCAGGUGAUGGGCACAGGUGUAAAUUACAGGAAGCGCACAGAGUACGUUUAACAGAUGAUUUACCUGUGUAGAGACUGAAAUCACAACACAAUCACCUGUAGAUCUGCACGUCGGACCGCUUUACAGCAAUGAUGUAAACCACCGAGACAACAUACGAUGGUGACAUUUACACCUUGUUUCAGCCCUUUUACAUGACUCACCUGCACAAUCAGACAUUAUAAGACGAUCUGCUGUGAUCAGUAAGAAUAAAUCUAUUUUAUAAAGAAAUGUUUUAUAAAAGGUCUUUUUAUCCAUUACUCUGGAGUGGUUUCAGAAUUUUUCUCUAACAGGAAAAAUAUAAUUUCAAGCCUGUUUAGCAGGACUCUUGAGCUUUUUAAAUGCUGUAAUUGUCAAUUAUUCUUAGUCUGUAAACAUACAGAAUAACUCUUAAAGCACAAACUAUUCUUGAGUUGCACACUGAGAUGAUUCACAUAAAG
This is a messenger RNA of Haplochromis burtoni (Burton's mouthbrooder), 1260 nucleotides long. Its product is annotated as putative claudin-24. NCBI's taxonomy places the organism in Eukaryota, Metazoa, Chordata, Actinopteri, Cichliformes, Cichlidae. Gene Ontology annotation, biological process: cell adhesion; bicellular tight junction assembly. The coding region runs from base 176 to 835 and encodes 219 amino acids. The record is from RefSeq and is a predicted model, not a curated record. The transcript has a single exon. Gene Ontology annotation, molecular function: structural molecule activity. Gene Ontology annotation, cellular component: bicellular tight junction; plasma membrane.